Molecule: messenger RNA, 1779 nt
Organism: Harmonia axyridis
Lineage: Eukaryota; Metazoa; Arthropoda; Insecta; Coleoptera; Coccinellidae
Product: transmembrane protein 134
Exons: 2
Coding region: 306-836 (176 amino acids)
Source: RefSeq, a predicted model, not a curated record
CUGAUAUUUACUACAACAAUUUGUUUUGUGAAUUGUGAUGUUUAGUAAUUAGCUGCAGGUAUUUUCAAUAAUUAGAAAUAAAAACCCAACACUGAAAUGAACUUUGGAGCCAUUAAAAUAAGCAUAAAUAAAAACGAAUCGCAUAACUUCUGAAUUUUUUAGAAUUCGUGAUUUUCGAAUUAAAUUCUGAUGGCUAAUAAAUAGGAUUUAAAAUACGAUGAUUCCAUUAUCAUCACAUAUAUUGAAACUACCGGUGUAAUUUUUGAAAGUUUGAAACAAGUGGAGUUUUUUCAUUAAAAUUAAUAAUGUCAAACCAGUUCAUUUCUCCUGGUGGAAAACUGAAAAGAUUUUCUAUUGAUGAUGCAUUUGAGGAAGAGACUGACGAAGCCAUCAAAGUUUAUGGGUCAACGAUACCAAGAUCCCCAUUAUCAAAUUCCAGUAUAGCAAGUCAAGGCGAAUUGAAUUGUGUUAGAGUUGAUAAUGGAAGGGGAUACAAACUCGCAAGAGACACAUCUAGAGACAGUGAUUCUUUGAUACAAGACUACUAUGAGUGUUCUAGUCAGGACUACUGGGGUAGUUCUUGCUUUAACCAUCCAAAAGUAAGAGAAAACUGGAGGAUGGUCUUAGCAGCUGCAACCCUAUUGAUAAUUGGAAUUGGCCUGCUAGCAACAGCAAUUGCAACCUUUAUAACUCCACAGUCAAGCUUACAGGGAGCUGUCUUCCUUCUAGCUGGGCUAAUUUGUUUCAUACCAGGAGCUUACCAUGUAGUCUAUAUCUAUCUAGCAGCUAAGGGAAAAAGAGGUUACCAUUUUCACAAUUUACCUCUCUUUACUUGAAUUUUUCUACUUUUGAUUUUAACCAAAGUUGUAUAUAUCAAUGUUUUAAUCUAUCUUUGAAAAUAUUUUGUGUUCAAUUCACACGUUGUUUGUUCAGGCUGACCUAAAAAGGUUUUUUUUUAUAUUCAUGUGAAAUAACUGUUGAGUUGAGUCAUUGAAAAUUUAAUUAAAACCACUUAGUUUUUAUCCUAAUAUGUAUUUAACUCACUUCAUGAUAUUCUGUUUAACCUGAACAGACAGGAUAGGAUUAGAAUAUAGAUAAUCAAUCUUUCAAGUGUUUGCAAUGCUGCUAUAUUGUGGUCAUUUAUAAAGGUAAAAGAAAUAUUUCUCAAGCCACAAUUAGAUUGUACAUAUUAAUAUUCAAAAUAUUAUCUGAUCAAAAAUUGAAUAUACCGAACAAUGUUCAUUAUUUUUUUAUUUGGGAGAUAUUUUGUAAUGAAGUUCGUGAAUGUGAAUUUACCCUUUGUUCUCAAAUUAAAGGGUAUAUCUAUUAAUUAGGACUUUGUGAAUUUUUUAGAUGAGUCGAACAGCGAAUACAAUUUCAUCAAUUUUGAAAGAUAAAUUUCAUUUCAUGUUUUUCUUCUAGGUUGUAAACUUUAAAUGAAAUUUAUGAAUUAUAAAAUUAAAAAUUCAAUCUUAGUCCUGAUAAACAUUUGAAUAAGAUCCUAAAAUUGGAAUAUGUGAGAUUAAAAAAAGUGUCUGGAGUCUGAUUUUUGUGAUAAUUAUUUAGGAUAAAAAUUAUUUAGAAAUCCUGAGAUUGUAUUGAUAUUAUAUUUAUGUGCCACUUUUGAUUUAAAAAUUUAAUUCACUUAUAUUAAGUUUUUUUACUUGAAUUGCUUAACCCUAUUUGAUAAUGAAUUUAUUUAUGGUGUAUUUUGUCAUGUUUUCGAUAAUUAUUUAAUUUGUUUAUGUGUCUUGAAUAAUACAUAUAUUCGAAUUUUUA